Pelodiscus sinensis (Chinese soft-shelled turtle) is the source of this 2435-nucleotide messenger RNA. Lineage: Eukaryota; Metazoa; Chordata; Testudines; Trionychidae. The record is from RefSeq and is a predicted model, not a curated record.
AGCCGGACUCGCGUACCGGGGAUCCCUCGGCUCCUCUCCGCCCGUCAACUUCUUUGCGACCAGACCUAAUAUCUGAAAACAUGUCCUAACGCGCAGUAGUGAAAGGCGCAUAAAAACUGUCCCGCUUGGUAGCUGUAAUGGGAGGUUCUCUUAUGAUCCUUAGACUUCUUUAUCUCCAUAUAUGCAAUACAAAAAUAUAAUGUGCCCGCUAAAGGGCGAGUUGGGGUGGGGGCGUUUUAUGUUAAAUUUUUAACCAGGCGGCUUUAUUCUUGUGCGUUUCUCCUGGUUAAAAUUGCUUGUUGGUAAAAUCUUCAGAUGUCAAAAGAAGGAAAACAUAGGCAAGUAGACAAGCAGGAAUUUUAAAAAUAGUGAUUUUUUUUUUUUUGGUGCACUCAACAAAGAAUACCAAACUUGAGGGGCCUUAAAGGGGGUUGCUUUCUAGUUUUUCCAGCACUUAUAAUACUGUUGCAUAGACGUACAUGCAAGUUUUUAAUUUAUAAGGGGAGUUGUACUCACAUGCUGGUUGUGUGAGUGGGAUGGGAUCACUAAUACAAAGUCAUGUGCUAUAUGAGAGGUAGGUGGUGUUAUACUAAUAAUAAACCAAAAAAAUAAUUUUUUGCUUGUUUUCUCAUCCCAGACAAGUGUUUGAAUAAAAUUUUGCAAAGAUGCUAAUGUGCAAGGAAAGAAGCAAUGAAAAAAAUUAGCUGCCUGGACACCAUGAAGUGGGGUAGUGAUACAGAACGAGAGGGAAUAGCCCCAGAAAAAUCAUCUCCGGAGCGAGAGAAAAAAAAGGAACAGAUAGAUGCAUCUAAUUCUCCUAGAACCUCAAAACAUCAUUACUCAAGAUCGCGUUCACGAUCAAGGGAAAGGAAACGGAAGUCAGAUAACGAAGGAAGAAAACACAGAAGCCGGAGCAGAAGCAAAGAGAACCAACUUCUUCUUAAAACAGGCAAGAAGACACGAGUCCAAAGAAAAGUCCUCCAAGAAACACAAAUCUGAGGACCACAAUGACAAAGAACACUCGUCUGACAAGGGAAGAGAGAGCUUAAAUUCAGCUGAAAAUGGAGAAGACAGACAUAAACGUAAAGAAAGGAAAUCAUCAAGAGGCAAAAGUCAUUCAAGAUCCAGGUCUCGUGAAAGGCGUCAUCGUAGUAGAAGCCGUGAUAGAAAAAAAUCUCGGUCCCGAAGCAGAGAGAGAAAACGCCGUAUAAGAUCUCGUUCUAGAUCAAAAUCUAGACACCGACACAGAAGUAGAAGCAGAAGUAGGACUAGGAGCAGAAGCCGAGAAAGAAAGAAGAGAAUUGAAAAACCCCGAAAAUUCAGUAGGAGUCAUAGCCGAAGUCCAAGCCCACCACCUUUUAGGGGGCGAAACACAGCAAUGGAUGCACAGGAAGCAUUAGCCAGAAGGUUGGAAAGAGCAAAGAAAUUGCAAGAACAGAGAGAAAAAGAAAUGGUUGAAAAACAGAAACAACAGGAAAUUGUUGCUGCUGCUGCUGCUACUGGAGGGUCUGUCAUCAAUGUUGCUGCUCUUCUGGCAUCAGGAACCCAAGUAACUCCUCAGAUAGCUAUGGCAGCUCAAAUGGCAGCACUACAAGCAAAAGCACUGGCAGAGACUGGAAUAGCAGUACCUAGCUAUUAUAAUCCAGCAGCAGUGAACCCAAUGAAGUUUGCUGAGCAGGAGAAAAAGCGGAAAAUGCUCUGGCAGGGGAAAAAAGAAGGGGAUAAAUCACAGUCUGCAGAAAUAUGGGAGAAAUUGAAUUUUGGAAACAAGGACCAAAACGUCAAAUUCAGAAAACUAAUGGGCAUCAAGAGUGAGGAUGAAGCUGGUUGUAGUUCAGUUGAUGAAGAAAGUUACAAAACUCUGAAGCAACAGGAAGAAGUAUUCAGAAAUCUAGAUGCACAAUAUGAGAUGGCACGAUCACAGACUCACACACAAAGAGGAAUGGGACUGGGGUUUACAUCUUCAAUGCGAGGAAUGGAUGCAAUUUGAAAAAGAACAUAAGUCUGGGACUUUGUGGAUGACUCCUGUUCUGAGGUUGGGUCCUUGUUCACCAAAAAGCUAGUAUUCUAGCUUGCAUGGGUGUUGCAUUGACUUUAAUUUAUUGAAAGUACAAUUUUUCUGUAAAUAUGAGAUCAGUGAUACUGGUGUUAGUGUUGUAAUCAGGUUAUACCCACUUCCAUUAAACUUGACAGAACUAUAGAAGGACAGUAUUUUUAGUUAAAGUUCUACUUUUUCAAACAACACAGAAGCUGGGAAACUCAUUCAUGGAUAUUUCUUGUCCACUGUCUUGUGUACUUUUGUACUUUAACCUUGUACAGUUAUUUUCAACUCUUGGAACAUGAAAGAAACAGUGUGUAGAUGUUAUCUAGCAGAUUGGGCCAAUUGGUACAUAAUCCAGUGCAAAAACCUGGUUAAUAAACAUGUUUUUCUUUAA